Anastrepha ludens (Mexican fruit fly) is the source of this 4162-nucleotide messenger RNA. Its product is annotated as F-box/LRR-repeat protein 16. The record is from RefSeq and is a predicted model, not a curated record. Bases 1359 to 2966 code for a protein of 535 amino acids. The transcript has 5 exons. Lineage: Eukaryota; Metazoa; Arthropoda; Insecta; Diptera; Tephritidae.
AUAUUUUGAAUGCAGUUUCAAGACGUGCGUCAAGACAUUCGGAGUCAGUCAGUUCGCCAAUAGCUGAAAGUGACAAAAAAUAAGUAAUAAAUAAAUAAAAAAUUGUUAUGACACAAAGUAAAAAAAGAGUACAAAAUUCGGCAGUUUCUUGACUGCGACUAAGAAAAUUGUAGGUGGCAGAUUGUUGCCGUUAAUUAAAGCGGAAAUCAAAGGGGCAGCCAAAAACGCUUCUGCGAAUUUGUGGGUACUUUAUUCAAUUGGAACUUGCGUUAUUUUAAGUGAUAUAAAAUACAUUGAUUUCAUUACACAAAAGGAAACGGACGCCCUUAACGAAUAUCGAAGUUGGUGUAAGAGUGGCGCGGUGCGGUGCGGUCUCGUGGGGAAAGUUAGAAAGAAAACCCAACAAUUGUUUUUCGGGGUGGAAAGGCCAGUUGGUUGGUUGGUUGGUGAAAAUGUAAAGAGCAGCGCAGCGCAGCGCAUUGCCGAAUACCGUUAUUAACAGCAGCGAAGCGCCAAGAGGAACAGUAAACAGUAGCCAACGAUAGAAUUUAUUAAUUAAAGUGUUUAUGUGAAAAAAUUUAAAAACAUUUUUAUUGUCUUCAUUGUAUGCGCAACAGAGGCGGCAGCGGUAGCAGCAGCAGCAACAACAACGGUGACAAACGGCACUACGUAAAAGACACUUAAAUAAAUUGGAUGCGAAAACGCUCUACGUAAAUACAAUAGCAGCUGCAUCCUAAUGCUUGUACAUAUUUGUUUUUUGGAAAAGGUUACGGAAAAGUAGAGCAAAAGUUGAACAAAUUGUUGGAGAAUGCAAUGAACGUGUGCUGCAUGGAAAAGGCACAAUAUUUACAUGCAGAAAUAGGGAGCUAAAAGAGCGUGUUGCAUGCCAUUCGUGGAGGUUAGAACAUAAUAAAAAAAAUAUACGUUGCAUGCAUGUGAACUGGUAGAAUAUGAAAUUGGAUUACGGCUGAGCGUUUGAAAGCUAUUAAAACUAUUCAGAGUUGCGGGAACAAAAGAGUUAGCAAAGCAACGCGAAGGAGCGCAAGAAACAAGAAAAUAAUACAACUAAGAAAAAGACAGAAGCUCAAAUAAAAAGUGUAUUAAAUAUACUAGAAUUAUAUGAAAGAAAACGGUGUUUAAUGAGCGCGCCUUCGGCCCCCAUCAGUUGCUUGCCGUAGCUUUGAAACGUAGUUGCGAUUUGCGCGUAGUGCGGUGGUGGUAGCGAGAGCAGCGUGCGCAGCUCAACCGAAAACCUUCAUAAAGUACACAGUGUUCAAGUAAAAUUUAAUAUUCAGUUGUGCUCUUCUUCCUGUGGUCGGUAAAACGCGCGCCUCAAAGUGCAUUUAUUCCAGCAUACCAUGUCCUCGAUAUCGGCGCAGGGCGUGGUCGAACGUGCAUCCGCUGAACUUUCGAAACGCAUUAAUGGCCUUGGGCUGCGUUCGAAGCACCACCAUGGCAGUGGUUCCAAUUCGUCCUCGUCCUCCUCUACACAAUCCUCUUCUUCGUCUGGUGGCGGUAGCGGCAAAACUUCAGUAAUGGAACGCGUUACAAAUGCUCUUUGUGGGGGUAGCAGCAGCAGCAGCAACAACAAUAGUAACAAUAGCAACGCGAGCAAUAAUUCGAAUAGCAACACAGCCGUCACACCCGAUAAGCCUACACGCAGUGGUAGUGGCAGCGGCAGCGGCACGCACACACCCACCGGUGCUUUAUCCGCGCCCGCAAGUCCCACUCUCACACACAGUGUCGGCAUUGUCGGCGCAGGUGGCAAUAUACAGCAACAGCAGCCGGCACAGCCACAAGCACAGCAGCCAUCACAUCCGCAUCAACAUUCGCAGCAAACUUCGGCGUCGCCACCGCCACCGUCACAACAUCCAUUGCAGUCGCAGAUUGCCAGCUCGACGCUGGUGAAUUCUAACUCCAAUAUGAUGGGUGCUCCAUCGCCUGUGCUUGGCCAUCCACUUGGCGCACCACCGGCGCCCACUGUCAACUCGAUCGCCAAGCAAAUGAACAUCACCAUACCCGGCCAGCCCCAAUUUAAUACAAUGGGUCUAGUAGCGGCACAAAAAUCGGUUGCAAAUCAAUCGGUGAGUGGAGGUACACCACUUCAGUUACGCAAACAAUUACCCAAUCCACAUCUACAUCAUCCAUAUGCAGGUGGCGGUGGCGGAGUGGUAGCUGGUGUUUUGCCAACGGGCGCUGCUGGCGGCGCUUCAAACGCUUCACAACUGGCCGCCGCCGUUACACAGUCUGCGCUGAUACUACACAAACACCCGCCUCCCAUCACAAGCAUUGAGGCGUUGCUACUCGACGAUCGUUUUUUGAAUCGAUUUUUCCUUUACUUUUCGUCAUAUGAGCGUCGCACUUUGGCGCAGGUGUGCAUGAAAUGGCGCGAUAUACUCUAUCGCAGUCCGCGUUAUUGGUCGGGCCUAUUGCCGACAUUGCAAUGUCGCGAGUUGCGUCAAAUACCGAGCUGUGAUCGUGUGAAGUUGUAUAACUCGUUAAUACGUCGCGGUUUUCAUGCGCUCGCGUUACUUGGCGCCUCCGAUGAGGACGCGCUGGACGUGGUGCACUCAUUCCCUUUGGCCUCGAAGCAUAUACAUUCGUUGAGUUUACGCUGUUCGUCGAUCAGUGAUCGGGGACUAGAGGCGCUGCUGGAUCAUCUACAGAGUCUCUUCGAACUCGAGCUUGCCGGUUGCAAUGAGGUUACCGAGGCUGGCCUGUGGGCUUGCCUAACGCCGCGCAUUGUCUCACUUUCGCUGGCGGAUUGCAUUAAUAUUGCCGAUGAGGCAGUGGGUGCUGUGGCGCAAUUGCUGCCAUCGCUGUAUGAAUUUUCGCUGCAGGCUUAUCACGUCACUGAUGCGGCUUUGGGCUAUUUCUCGCCGAAACAAAGCCAUAGCCUGAGUAUACUCCGCCUGCAGUCGUGUUGGGAAUUAACCAAUCACGGCAUCGUUAAUAUUGGUGAGUGAAAUUUUUAAAUAAAUAAGAAAAUUAAAGGUUGAGUUAAAAUUUAAAAUUAAUGGAAACUUCCUGGUUUGAUGAUUUUCCUCUAUACUGCUGGAGUUCAUGAUCAUUCAUAAAGAGAAUGAAUAUCCUGUCUUUUUUAGCUAUUUUUUAAAGACAUCUUUGCACGAAUUUUUAGUUAUCUUGAAAUCAUAUUUUGGCUGUCGAGCCUUUGGUGAGAAAAGAGUAAACAAAAACAUACAGAUCGGAUUAAAUAUAUGUACAUCCAACUGCGCAUUAGCAAAUGAAAGGUUUUUUAAGUACCUGUGGAAUGAUACUUGUGGAAUCGCUUAAGUAUAUUACAAUAUAUAGGAUGUGUGAGAUUUUGAAGUUUUCACAUUUUACGGAGAUGUUAUAAAACUUUAUAAUCAGUUCGAACAGGCAAACCAUGUGCACUAUUCGGUUUUUUAUGGAAUGAGGCGUCACUAUUUUGGGCCUAAUGCCAUGUCUCCGGUUAAAACUUUCUGCAUCGUCUAAGCCAAUUUUUCAUACUUUUUCGUACUCAAAGUUUAUUGACUGCAAAACCAAGGAUUCCUUCCUUGUAAACCCUAAAGUGCACAGCAUGAUUUUAAAAUGCUGGAGCUGGCAGCACUAUAUGGGCACAUCUACGUGAUCCUAUAGUUUUACGUGACAAAUUAGUCAUUCACUCAUCGGUGCAAUGUUAUUUAUCUGCUUUGUUCCGCAAUCGACGGUUAUCCUGUAUGCGUUUCAUUACUAAAGGGUUUUCCAAUAACAGGUGUUAUUGGUGAGUGGUUUGCUCUAUCGAGAGAUAAUUAACGAUUUUUUAUGGCCGGAAUUGGAUGGUAUUGAUCUGGACAACGUUUAUUUUACGAUUGAUCUUUUACGGCAAAAGUUUCCGAGCCGUGUUAUCUACCGAGAUCUUGUGAUUUAACGCCUUGUGACUGUUUUCUUUGGCGUCACAUGAAAGAGAAUGUCUACGCCAACAGCCCAGGGUCGAUUCAAGACCUCAAAGAUGGAAUUCGCGAAGCUAUCGAGGACAUAGGGCAGCCACUUUGCAAUUUGGUUAUGGAAAAUUUUAUGAAAAGGAUAUUGUCCUGUAAGCGUGGUCGUGGUGGUCAUUUGCCUUAUGUUAUUUUCCACUAUUAACGGCAUACCUUCCUCUUUAUAAUGAAAUAAACAUCCGAUCAUUUAUAUUAAAAAA